ACAGUCUGACCCCCUUAUCUCACAUGUACUGAUUGGGUUUCAAAACUGACAGAAACUUUAAUAUUCUGUAAUCUACUAUUUAAAUUUUUAAUUCCGCUUAAAUCUAGGUGACAAAUAAUUGAUCUAUGGGUAUAAUACAAAGUAAAAUAAUACGGAUUAACUCUUAAUCUCUAUUUACAAUGGAUUUGACGGGAUAUAUUGUUAUCUGUGACCGAUUGUGUACCGUUUAAAAAAAAUUUGUACAUGCAUAAUCAUUAGAUUAGAAAUAGUAUGAAAAUAUUAUUGAUGCAUUUUGAUUGAUCAAAUAUAAUGACAGUUUAUUGAAUUUACCACAUUAGGUAGUGGGACACAAAAAAGGACAAUCAUGGAACAAAAAGUUAUUUAACAAAAUUGCAUUUGGUAUUGUUGACUUACAAAAUUAUGAUAUUGAUUGUAAAUUGAACGAAUAGUGAAAAUUUAUAUUUAUUUAAUAGAAGCGUAGAAACUAUAAGUUUCAUGUAACGGAGAUAAGUGUUAAUUGUUAGAAAUAAUUAUGUAGUGGAAUUACAGAAGAUGAAAAAUUGUGUUUUCCAUGAGUGAAAGUAGUGUUAUUUUGUACAAAAAAAGAAGAGUGGAUAUUUUUCUUUCAAUUCAAGAUGACAAGUGUUGAAGUACAGAGCACCCCCGAUGCUGGACUUCCCAGCUUGUCACGAAAAGCAGGUCUUAAAAAAAGGAUAAAGGGUUCGACUCCUCCGCCACCAAUGAAUGCUGAUGAUAUUCCGUGGAGGGGACAUGGGGGUCGCGCCCCUACUAUGAGCAGUGUGGAAUUUGAUAGACAGCUUGAUAAAAUAGCGGUAUGGCUGGAAGAAUGGAGUCAUGAACAGAGAUGUCAGAUUGUGGAGGGUAUAUUACGUCGCAGUAACUAUAACCAGUUUCAGUUCUUGAACACAUCGUUACAACCGAUCCUGCACAGAGAUUUCAUGUACACAGCACGCACGCAGUUUCCAGCGAUAGAAUUCCAGCCUGUUAGCACACACACAAGUAGAAAAUUAAAGACUGAAGUCAAGCAACAAAUACAGGAGAGAGAAUCUCUCAGAUUACCUCAGUUAUCGAGGAGUAAUGGGGUAUCUCCUGUAGAUGUAACUGAUAAGCCCAUGGCUCAUCUUUUGACUGUUACCCCGAGAAAAAAACUGCGACGGAGCCCAAGUCUUGACAAGAAUGGUGUGGACAAAUGGGUAGGGGAAGGAAAUCCCCUGUAUUCAAGUCAACCAAAUCUAAGUCAGUACAGCAAUAUCAGAUAUAUAGAUAUGCCAAUUCGCCGUCAUAUACAGGAUGAGAACAGCCCGCGCCAGGGCUCACACGUCAAGUCUGCUACCACCACAAUAUUGUCUUCAAAUACUGGUCUCACUAAAUCAUCAAAUUUGAGUACAGUCCACAGGAGUAACAGUCAUCUGAAUGCUCAUAGAAAACCUAAACUUAAGCACAAGGGUGAAGGAAGCUCUGCAUUAAAUGUGCCCAAUUUAUCCCUUCCUGAUGAAGCUGGUACCCUGUUCAGCUGGUACACACAAAACUGGUCAGAUGUAAAAAGGAAUGAGUUCCUGCAUAAGUUUAUGCUCAAGUUGGACCCAAGGCAGCAUUACUUUGUUUCAAGUUUUCUUGCUGUAUGUAAAACAUGGAAUGCUCUAGCCAAUAACAAUGAUCUGUGGAAACAUAAAUGUGAAACAGUUAAAAUGGAGGUUCCUGUGAGUGAUCAGCCAGAAUGGAAGAAAUUGUAUAAAGACAAUAAAUAUCUGCGGGUUAACUGGAACAGUGCUAAGUGUAAAAUAACAGACUUCAAAGGGCAUUCUGACAGUGUAAUAUGUGUAAUAUUUGACCAUUUGCACCUGGCGAGUGGAAGUUUGGACAAAACCAUAAGGGUUUGGAAUCUAAAGACUGGCAAAUGUCAGCAUGUUCUCAAAGGGCAUGUAAAAGGUGUCUGGUGCCUGAACUUCUUCACCCACAACCUCCUCGUCAGUGGGUCAUAUGAUGGAACCAUCAGGGUUUGGAACCUGAGGACCGGCAAGUGCAACAAGACUAUAAUAGCUCAUGAUGGACCAAUCUGGGCCUUGACAAGACACAAUGAAGUUCUAGUCACAGUAUCUCAGGAUAAAACUGCAAAAGUUUGGGAUAUUAACAGGUGUCUACAUUUGAACAGUUUACUUGGUCACACAGCGGCUAUAUUUGCAGUAGAUAUGAGUGAAGAUGGACACCUCGUCAUCACAGGAUCUGCAGAUAAGAGUGUAAAGAUCUGGAACAUCGAGACUGGCAGGUGUUUGAGAUGGAUCAGUGUCAGCCAGACGACGUCCAUCAUGUCUGUUAGCUAUAGUCAAGGUCAUUUAGCAUGUUCAUAUGGUGAAACUAUCUGUGUCUACAAAGUUGAAGGUCCGACAAGGCUGAUAAAGAAAUAUCUCGAUAUUGUUAAUGAACAUCAGAAAAGGAUAGAAUGUUUGAAACUCGGCAUACUUGACAAAGAGAAGGGAGACGGUAUAAUUGUUAGUGCUGGUAAAGAUGGGGCAGUCAAAUACUGGGAUAUUCAAAAGGACAAAAGUAUUCAGACAUUUGUGGGCCAUAGGGGACGUGAAGUGAAUGCCAUCUAUUUUGAUGAACUACGUAUCGCAAGUGCUGCUCAUGAUAACAAAAUCCGAAUAUGGGAUUUCAACGUAUAAAAGGAUGGUAACAGAAAAGAAAAUCAAAACUUCUACAUACAGUUUUAUGUGUGAUGGCAAUGAUAUUCAUCAAAUGUGAUAAAAUGAUACAUAUAACAUUUAAUAGCCUUUGCAUAUUCUAGAUAUAACAGGAAUGAAACAUAUUAAGAAUUCAAGAAGUUGAACUUAUAAUGUGUCGGCCUUACCAUAUAAUCACAAACAGACCAUUUCUGCAGUUGUGUUAAUAUAAUUUGUUCAUAUACACAAAUGCACGUGGAAUAUCUGUCUAUACCAGUACAAUACUGUAUUUUAGUAAAACUGUCCAGAAAAAUUAUGCUGACGUGUUAAAUCAAAGUAGCCAAAUAAUAUGAAAACAAAAAUAGCAUUCAGUUUAAACCUUAAAUUUAAACGACCAAAUCCGAAUGUUUUCCAUGUCCCUCUUGUGUCUGCGGAGGCAGAAGAUUGAUCUAUGCUUCAUUAAUUGUCUAGUCAGACAUCUUACAAUACAUUUUGUUAUUUAUUGAGAGAAAUUGCUUGUACCAGUUAAAACGAACAGGGUUUGAUUAUUCGAAAAACUAUCACUGUUCAAAAAUGAUUUUUUUUAAAAAAGCAGAUACAAACUUGAAAGUUUCUUUUUGAGGUAUUUUUUAUAUUAAUAUAAAUUGGAAAACAAUAAGGAAAUAUUUCUAUGAAAUUAAAACUAUGUAUAUUUCACAGAUGGCCACGCAUAUAUCAUUGUUGUUGUGCUCAAAAAAGUUUGUUCAUAAUUAUAUUUCUAAGUCAUUA
This is a messenger RNA of Mercenaria mercenaria, 3449 nucleotides long. RefSeq names its product F-box/WD repeat-containing protein 7-like. The transcript has 15 exons. The record is from RefSeq and is a predicted model, not a curated record. Lineage: Eukaryota; Metazoa; Mollusca; Bivalvia; Venerida; Veneridae. Gene Ontology annotation, molecular function: protein binding. Bases 636 to 2684 code for a protein of 682 amino acids.